CCUCCACCCCCACCCAGAUUUUUUCAACGUGCACUAGCACAAGUUACGUGAGUGCAGGGUGACAGGUCUGGGGCACCCGUUGGGAAUAUGCAAUCAAUCAUGAAAAAACGCACAAGGAUAUUGAGCAGAAGCGCUGAGCUGGCUUCCCCAGUAGAAUGUGUUCAUGUGUAACAUCCCGCCGGCUAAGUGAUACCAAAAUGGCUCCUAGCCCUUGAAAUACUAGCGUGAUUAGCUGGAGGAAUUGGCUGUUUGUGUCAAUCACUCUCCCACACCGGCUCGUGCUUCACUUCCCGAGGUGCGCGCGGGGAGACGGCAGCACUCGGCUAACGGAGGCGACGGAGGCAGCAGCUGCCCGGAUUUUUUUCCCCCCCUCGUGCUGGUGAUUAAAUACUUCUUGUGUCUUUUGCCGCUGCUAUAAUCCGUGUAGCAGAGAAAGAGGUUGCGGGAGAAUAAUGGUGAAUGAAGCUCUGAAUCAUUCCAGCUGGCUGCACCUCAAAUAGCACUGUGUAGAGAAUGGGAUUGGACUCCCUCGUUCAGUCACUAGAGCAGCAGCAUUUUAAGGAGUUUCUCCCAGAAAUUGUUCCAGAACGAGGGGCUUCUGUUCUGCCUCUUCCCCCAGCAGGAGUCCCAUUUCAGCUGGAGAUAACACAGAGGAAAUUGCACCAGGCCUCGGCUGCCUACGUCGUCUAUCCCCAUUCAAGAAAAAGGUGUGACCGACCAGUGAAUCGUCCUCCCGCCAGCGUGUGCCAAAAGCGGGCCACUUUCACUGCCGCCUCUGAACGACGGUCCUCCAUGCACUGCAAUGGUUACAUGAAAACCCUCUGAAUGCUACAGAGCCCUGCGACGUCGCCACCGUGGAACACGUGACCCGUGGAAGAGCGCACACACACACACAAAGCGAAACCAACGGGCCUGGCUCGCCGCUUCGGCAUGAGUUUCGUCACCAAGAUGCGGCGUAACCUGAGGCGUCUGGUAAUCCUGCUCACUACUUUCUGUAUGGUGAGCAUCAUCGUCUCGGCCUAUUACCUGUACAGCGGCAACAACCAAGAGCUGGAAAUCUCCGACCGGGCGGCUGGCAUGGAUUGUGGGGACCUCAAGUUUCUGCCUUAUAGGCUCCUGGAGUUGAAGACGGCAAAGCCUAUCGACACGUCUAGGAAGGAGCCUGUAGUCCUGGUCUUUGUCGAGAGUCAGUACUCCCAGCUGGGGCAGGAUAUUAUAGCCAUUCUGGAGUCCAGCCAAUUUCGAUAUCACUCGGAGAUCGCGCCGGGAAAAGGCGACAUUCCACCCCUUACCAACAAGGGUAAAGGACGGUAUGCUCUCAUCAUCUACGAGAACAUGAUGAAGUACGUCAACAUGGACCUGUGGAACAGGGACCUUCUGGACAAGUACUGUGUGGAGUAUAGUGUGGGAAUUAUUGGCUUUCACAAGGCGAAUGAAAACAGUCCACCGGUUGUAAAGCUCAAGGGCUUCCCCCUGUACCUUCACACCAACCUUGGCCUUAAGGAUUGCUGUGUCAACCCCCGCUCACCUUUGCUCCACAUCACCAAAGCAGAAGCAGAUAGAGGUCCGCUCCCUGGGGAAGACUGGACGGUGUUCCAGUCCAACCACUCCACGUAUGAACCCGUGCUCCUGGCCAAGUCCAGGCAGUUGGACAGUAGUAAUGGACCGGCCCUCUCCGGCCAAUCUCUGCACGUCACAGUCAUCCAGGACCUGGGCCUUCAUGACGGCAUCCAGCGGGUCAUGUUUGGCCACAGCCUCAGCUAUUGGCUGCACCGGCUCAUCUUCGUUGACGCCAUCUCCUUCCUCUCGGGAAAGAAGCUAUCUCUGUCCUUGGAAAGGUACAUUUUGGUGGACAUAGACGACAUAUUUGUCGGGAAGGAAGGCACCAGGAUGAACGUCAAUGACGUUAAGGCCCUGCUGGACACGCAAAACCUCCUCCGAUCUCAAAUCACCAAUUUCACGUUCAACCUCGGAUUUUCCGGAAAGUUCUACCACACCGGUACGGAGGAUGAGGAUGAGGGUGAUGACCUCCUACUGAGAUACGUGGAUGAGUUCUGGUGGUUUCCGCACAUGUGGAGUCACAUGCAGCCGCACCUCUUCCACAACGAGUCGUCGCUAAUGGAGCAGAUGAUACUUAACAAAGAAUUUGCACUGGAACACGGCAUCCCCACCAACAUGGGUUAUGCGGUGGCCCCCCACCACUCGGGGGUCUACCCCGUACACAUGCAGCUGUACGAGGCCUGGAAAAAAGCCUGGGGGAUCCGGGUGACCAGCACAGAGGAGUACCCGCACCUCAAGCCCGCUCGCUACCGCAAGGGCUUCAUCCACAACAACAUCAUGGUACUUCCACGGCAAACCUGUGGCUUGUUUACACACACCAUCUUCUACAAGGAGUAUCCCGGGGGUCCCAAAGAGCUGGAUAAGAGCAUCAGAGGCGGGGAGCUCUUCCUCACCGUCCUGCUGAACCCGAUCAGCAUCUUUAUGACACAUUUAUCCAACUACGGAAAUGACCGGCUGGGUCUUUACACCUUCGUGAACCUGGCUAACUUCGUCCAGUGCUGGACCAACCUUAACCUGCACACACUGCCGCCACUGCAGCUGGCCCACAAGUAUUUCCAGCUCUUCCCUGAACAGAGACAGCCACUUUGGCAGAAUCCCUGCGACGACAAGAGGCACAAGGACAUUUGGUCGAAAGAGAAGACCUGCGACCGCUUGCCGAAGUUCGUGGUGAUCGGGCCGCAGAAAACCGGAACCACAGCGCUGUACCUCUUCCUCAUCAUGCACCCGUCCAUAUCAAGCAACCUUCCCAGUCUGAAGACCUUCGAGGAAGUUCAGUUCUUCAACACCAACAACUACCACAAGGGUAUCGACUGGUACAUGGAGUUUUUCCCCGUCCCUUCGAACGUGACCACCGACUUCCUGUUUGAGAAGAGUGCCAACUACUUCCCGUCUGAGGAUUCUCCCAGGCGGGCAGCCGCUCUGCUGCCCAAAGCCAAAAUCAUUACGCUGCUAAUCAACCCCUCGGACAGAGCUUACUCUUGGUACCAGCACCAGAAGGCCCACGAGGACCGCACCGCCCUCCAAUACAGCUUCUACGAGGUGAUCUCCGCAGGACACCACUCCCCGGCUGAGCUGCGCUCCCUCCAAAGCCGCUGCCUUGUCCCAGGCCUGUACGCCACCCACCUCGAGCGAUGGCUCACCUACUUCCCCCCUAGCCAGCUUCUGAUCAUCGACGGCCAGCAGUUGAGAAACGACCCUACUGCUGUCAUGGAUGAAGUUCAGAAGUUCUUAGGAGUCUCUCCAUAUUACAAUUACUCUCAGGCUUUGACGUUCGAUCCUCAGAAGGGAUUUUGGUGUCAGCUGCUGGAAGGCGGGAAGACAAAAUGCCUGGGGAAGAGCAAAGGACGGAAGUACCCCCCCAUGACCGCUGAGGUAUCUCGCCAUUCGCGCUUAAAAAUCACAGCUUGUUGUCUGUCUCGCUUGCUCUGUAUUUGACGAAAGAAUAUGAACAGUUUCUGAGUAGGUGACAGAAUUUCUCGGUGAAUUCCGUUGGUCCUGAUUAAAAAUAGUCUUGAAUUGACUGGCCAACCGAUCAAUUGACCAACCGACACACAGAAAGUCGGACAGACAGACAGAGAUUUUAUCCAGUAGCUUAUUCAAUAUAGCACAUGCCUGCUAGUUAAUUUUUUGCUUCUUUCGGCAACAAGCGGCAGUUAGAUGGUGACUCAUCUCUGAAGCUCAUUCUUCUUCCGGAAUCAGACAGUCAUUUGAGCCUGGAUAAAAUCUAAUGGAUUCAACCACAUUUUCACCCAGCAUUGUGUGUCCCCUGGUGUAUCCUACCGUUUACGGUCAUGCAGAUGUUAAAUGGAUUAUGCCUUUAAACCCAAGUAUAUAGCAAUUCAACAAUUCAGGAAUAUAAAUAUUAUGUAAUGUAGUAUCGCGUAUAUUGUGGAAUAGAGAAUUUGGAGAGCCUGUGAAAUUGUGGGCAUUGACUGACUUGAGACUGCAAGGAAAUUACAGAGAAACGGCUGUAGAGAAAGAGUUGCAUUUCAGGAGUCCUUUGAGUGUUUGUUUAAGCCUCUGAAAGGUAUCAGUUUACAUACAUACCUUGUAGCUGAGUAUGGGGGGCCUUUGUUUUAAGCCAUAAAAUAAAAACCUUCAAAAAAGAGCCCUUAAUUUGACAAAUUAGCAUAUCUCCAAAAAAAAAGAAGAUUUGUUUUGUUUUCACAGUUGUCUUACAUAAAGGAAGUUUCAGUAAUUAAAACGAAAACCCUAGAUGCAGUUACUACCAUUUCCAGUAUUACAGUUAACGUCUGCUUUUUUAAAAAAACAUUUAAAUAAAUUCUU
This is a messenger RNA of Paramormyrops kingsleyae, 4347 nucleotides long. NCBI's taxonomy places the organism in Eukaryota, Metazoa, Chordata, Actinopteri, Osteoglossiformes, Mormyridae. The record is from RefSeq and is a predicted model, not a curated record.